ACGUCGACUAGUCGUUCGAUGACGUAACGUUCUGCCACCGGGAGAAGUUUGAAAAUAAACGUGAAACUUUUUUUCCCCCUCAAACGUUUAAUGUCAGUUGUGUUUCAGUCGCGUCUUUCCGGUUAAUUUCUACAAACAACGAGUUGAACCGAGAAGCGCAGCGCAGAGGGAGUUUAUCCGCAGGCAGCAAUGUCUUCCUCAGAGGAACAGCCGUUGGAAGCCGUGACGGCUGCUGUGUCGGCUGCCUUGUCGGCCGCUGUGUCGGCUGCCAUGGCGGUUGCUAUGGCCGUGGAUGCCAAGGCAGACCUUGCCGCGCUGUUAGACGAAUGGGAAGAAGCACAGCGGGGCACCACAGAGCAGCUGCUGUCCAUCCUUACCAAAAUAUCUGAGCUGAUUGAACGAGAGACAGGAGAGUAUCACAAAGCAGACCCUGAUCCGUUUGACGACCGUCAUCCAGGACGGGCGGACCCAGACUGCAUGCUGGGACAGCUCCUGAAGAUGCUCUUUAUGAACGAUGACUUCACUAAUGCACUGUUGGACACAUACAUAAUGACCAGCAGAGACCUGAGCCUCAACACAGCCGCAUGUCGUCUGCUUCAGAACAUCGUGCCGGGCCUGGAGACUGCUGUCGUCUUCCAGGAGAAGGAAGGUCUGGUUGAGAAGUUGUUCAGCUGGGCUCGUGAAGCUGAGCGACCGCUGUGCAUCUACGCCACAGGGCUGCUGGCCAGAGCCAUGAGCAACCAGGAAGUAGCAACCAGCUACAGAGAGGAGAACGCUCAACUGGUGCCGAUCAUGAUUCGGCGCCUGCACGAGCUGCAAACUGAAGAUGCCAAGAAUCACUUCAGUCCCACCAACACCCCCCAGAAUCUACCUCAGGACUCUCAGGUUGAAGCCACCAAAACCUCAAGCAUCUCAGCAGACCAGCGAGACAAGGCAGAGGGGGAGGAUGUGGGAGAGGAGACAGACAAAAGAGACAGAGACGGAGAGAGCAGCAGGCCAGUGUCGAAGACCAGUACCAAACCUUUGUCCCUGCUCGGAUCAGCCAGGACAAAUGGCGGCAGUAGCAGCAGCGGUGGAUCCAGCUCCACCCGACUGCUUCCAGACUUUGUGUACCAAGCGAGCCCGGACCCAGAGGACAGGCAGGGGCAGGGAGGAGGAGGAGGAGGGAAAAGACGGGCGGUGAAAGAGAACGGGAGGAAGGCUAAGCAGAAGCUCAACUUUACCUCGUCCUCCUCCAGGACUGACGAGGAGGUGGAGAGGACUGAUGCCAGCGAGCAGCCGACCAACAGCAGCUCCUGGUCUGAGAUGAGCUCGAUGGUGAUUGGCUCCGACUACCGCCUCUCACCGCUGAGCCCGGCCAUGGAGCAGAGGCUCAUCCUGCAGUAUCUGACGCCGCUCGGAGAUUACCAGGAGUUGCUUGCUGUGUUCAUGCAGCUGGACACCCGGUCAUUACUGAUGAACUACAUAGACCUCAGACAGACCAAGAAUGUCCAGCUCACCUUUGAUGCACUCCUGUAUCUCGCCUCACUGCUCCUCCAUAAAAAGUUUGCGGCAGAGUUCAUUGCUCACGGAGGAGUGCAGAAACUUCUGGAGAUCCCGAGGCCGUCUAUGGCAGCAACUGGAGUUUCUCUCUGUUUGUACUAUCUGGCAUACAACCAAGAUGCCAUGGAGAGGGUGUGCAUGCUCCCGGAUGGCGUGCUGUCAGACAUGGUGUCCUACGCUCUGUGGCUGUUGGAGUCGUCCCACGCCUCAGGCGUCUGCCAUGCCACCAUGUUCUUCUCCAUUUCUUUCUCCUUCAGGGCGGUGCUGCAGCUCUUCGACCACCAGGACGGCCUGCGCAGGCUUGUCAACUUGAUCAGUACUCUGGAGAUCCUUAACACAGAGAAUGAGGUGUCCAUAAUGAGCGAUGACCAGGUCUUCUCCAGCCGACAGACGGCCAAACAUACCUGCAUGGCCCUGCGCAGGUACUUUGAGGCUCACCUGGCAGUAAAGGCUGAACAGGUGAAGCAGUCCCUGCACACAUCAGAUGAAGGUACCAUUGUUCCCCAGCAGCCGUUUUACAAGGCAUAUACGUACACCAGAGAACAGAUUAUUGAGAUGAUGGAGUUUCUCAUCGAGUGUGGUCCUCCUCAGCUCCACUGGGAACCAGUGGAGGUUUUCUACAAGUUGUCCUGUGUUCCUUUAAUGCUGCAGCUCAUCUCUACAGCCUGUGACUGGAGGACCUACUACGGCAGGAGUGACACAGUACGUUACGCCCUCGACAUCCUGGCCAUCCUGACCGUGGUUCCUAAAGUCCAGCUGGUGCUUGCAGACACUGUAGAUGUUCUGGAUGAAAGCAGGUCACCUGUUUCCACUGUGGGUAUGAGCAUCAUCCUGGGUGUCGCAGAGGGCGAGGUGUUUGUCAACGAUGCUGAAAUCCAAAAGUCUGCGCUACAGGUGAUAAUAAACUGUGUGUGCGCCCCAGACCAGAGCCUGAACACUGUGGGUGCUUUUGCUGUCACCCCCCUCAGGCCGUCCCUCCACUCCCAGCAGCCUCCCACCCCCCACAACAGGGUGCUGGCCCACAUGUGGCAAGUAGUGCAGAACAACAACGGUAUAAAGGUGCUUCUGUCACUGCUGUCGGUGAAGAUGCCCAUCACAGACGCAGACCUGAUCCGUGCUCUGUCCUGCAAGGCGCUGGUUGGACUCUCUCGCAGCUCAGCGAUCAGACAAAUCAUCAGCAAACUGCCACUGUUCACCAGCAGCCACAUCCAACAGCUGAUGAAGGAGCCAGUGCUGCAGGACAAACGCAGUGAGCACGUCCGUUUCUGCCGCUAUGCCGCCGAGCUGACCGAGCGAGUGUCUGGCAAGCCUCUCCUCAUGGGUACCGACGUCUCAUUGGCUCGUCUGCAGAAAGCCAAUGUGGUCGCCCAGUCACGGAUCACCUUUUCUGAGAAGGAACUCCUCAUGCUGAUCAGGAACCACCUUGUGGCUAAGGGGCUCCAUGACACGGCGAACACGCUUGUUAAAGAAGCAAAUUUAUCUGUAGCAUCUCUCUGUCCGAACUCUUCCUCCUGCAUCACCCCUCCUCCCUCCUCCUCCGUGAUUCCCAGGACUUGCCGGUUAGCAGGUGGGAUUGCGGCGCGUGUUGCCGGCCAUGUUGGAUCCUCUCCUGUGUCCUCAGCUGCCUCCGUUUCCUCCUCCUCUCCGUCUUCCUCUCGAGCCCUUGUCACUCAUCACCCAUCAGGCACCUCUUCAUCUACCUCUGCUCUUCCUACUCCUCCACCUCCUCAUGGACAGGGCUCACAUCUGGUUGGCCGGAUAUUGUUCACGCGGGAACGCCCAGUGGCCAAUUGCAACUCAGGAAAAAAACUCAGGGCCCUGAAACAGAAGUCUGACCAUGGCGCUUUCAUACAGACUCCAGCCAUGAAGAAGCAGCUGGAGCGCCACCUUCCCUCCCCCCCGACCCUCGACAGCAUCAUCACAGAGUAUCUGAGGGAACAACACGCGCGCUGCCCCAACCCUGUCACCACCUGCCCCCCUUUCUCCCUUUUCACCCCCCACCGCUGCCCCGAGCCCAAGCAGAGACGGCAGGCAUCGCCCAACUUCACUGCCCGCCUGGGGAGCAGGGUGCUGUACCCGAAAUAUGGAGGUGUGGACAGAGGGUGUCUGGAUAGACAUCUGAUAUUUAGCAGGUUUCGUCCGAUGUCAGUCUUCCACGAAGGCGACGGAGACGAGAGCGGUUUCACCUGUUGUGCCUUCUCAGCCCGCGAGCGUUUCCUGAUGCUGGGAACCUGCAACGGUCACCUCAAAUUCUACAAUGUCUUCUCUGGAGAGGAGGAGGCCAACUACACCUGCCACACAUCAGCCAUCACACACCUCGAACCCUCCAGGGAUGGGAAAUUGCUGCUUACCUCUGCCUCCUGGAGCGUGCCCCUGUCGGCCCUCUGGAGUAUGGACGGCGUCUUCAGCGUGAAAAACUCAUUUGUAGAUGACCACUACGUUGAGUUCAGUAAACUCUCUCAGGACCGAGUCAUCGGCACCAAGGACCAAGUUGCACAUAUCUACGAUAUCCAGACGGGUCAGAAGACUCUGACCCUGAACGACCCCGCUCUGGCCAAUAACUACAAGAGGAACUGUGCCACCUUCAAUCCCACCGACGACCUGGUGCUAAAUGACGGGGUGCUGUGGGAUGUGCGGGCGUCAAGGGCCAUCCAUAAGUUCGACAAGUUCAACAUGAACAUCAGUGGAGUUUUCCAUCCCAACGGCCUGGAGGUCAUCAUCAACACUGAGAUCUGGGACCUGAGGACCUUUCACCUCCUGCACACUGUCCCCGCCCUGGACCAGUGCAGGGUGGUCUUCAACAGCAACGCCACCAUUAUGUACGGAGCAAUGCUGCAAGCUGAUGAUGAGGAUGAUGCCAUGGACCAGCAGAUGAAGAGUCCCUUUGGUUCGUCCUUCAGAACCUUCGAUGCCACCGACUACAAGCCCAUUGCCACGGUGGACGUAAAGAGGAACAUCUUUGACCUGUGCACUGACACCAAGGACUGCUACCUGGCUGUCAUUGAGAACCAGGACACAGUGAGCCUGGACACCGUGUGUCGUCUGUAUGAGGUGGGACGACAGAAACUGGCUGAGGAGGGAGACGAUGACGAUCAGGAUGAAGACCAGGAUGAUGAUGAUUCUUCAGACUCAGAUGACGAUGAUGAUGAUGAUGACGAUGAUAUGGACACAGACCCGCUCAUAGAGGAACUGGCCAAUAAUGACGACCCAGAAAACGAGGACCGAGCCGACUCUCCCACAGACGAAGAGAUUGCUCGUCUCCUUGGCAGCAACAGUGACGACGACAACAACGGCGACAACGAUGAUGAUGAAUCGGACGACUCGGACAAUUCGUACAGAAGUGAUGACGGAUCUGAUUCAUUUGACCCUGAAAACCCUUACUACCCAGAGCCAUCGGAUGAUGAGGACGCCCGGCUGCUUGAGUCCCUCCAUGACCGAUGGUUCUCCUGACCUGGGAGAAGACGCUCCUCUGCCGACAACAUGAACCUCAACAUGGACUUUUUUCUAUUUAAACCAUCAUCUCUCAUUUAAUCAGGCAAGUUGACUGUGAACACGCUGACAUGCACAUCAGUGUCCCAGAGGAUAAAAGAAAAUAUGUAUUAUUCUCUCUGUAUAUAUUUUAAACCUCAGAGAGACGACAGUGAUGAUAAUAAAUAUUUCCCAAAGAUCACAGCGCUCCAAUGAAAACACAGACUUUUCCCUCCUCCUGGUUUUCUGUUUCUUUUUUCACUAACAAAGUUUUGAUUGAAAAUUAUUUAUGAUGUUUGACCUGGCUCACAGUGUUUUUCUCAGCCAGGUCUAGUUUAAAAUUCACAUGAUGUAGAGCCAUAAAUUAAAUCAGUGUGACACCACUGCAGUUCCGUUUAACUUUCCUCAUUUUACAGCUCAGAGAAAAUGUGAAGUACAGGGUAUGUUAUGUACAGAUUUAAAGAUAUGAAUGCGUUCCUUCACUCUGCUCGAUCACAGAGGCUCUCUAGAAACAAAUACCUCCAUGUUUCCAUGAUUAAAUAAAAAUACCCACCCACCCCAAUGUCUUGUAAAUAAUCAAAAUGGCCACCUCUUGAUUCAAGAGGCCAAACACCUCUCUGUUGUAAGUCAGCAGUUAUUUCCAGAUAGAACCUUUGCACAGGUGAGCGGGUCACUAUCAGCCAUAUUUUCCACAAACGGUGCAUAAUUUCCACACAACAUCCACAACGACAAAUACACUUCUGUGAGGAUUUCAUAGAUGUGGCAGUAUGUAGUUUUGUUUGAGUUAUUUUCUCUGAUUUAAUUUAUUUUGGUUUAUCUUUAUCGGGGCUGAUAGCUUUUAUGUUUUGGGAGAAAUGGAAGGAGUAGCUUUGUUAUUGAUUUAGUGCUUUUAGGCCCAUGUAUCCUUCAGGCGUUCCACUGUUUGGAUCACAGGCAGCUUAGAGACGACUGAAAUUCAAAUAAAUUAUUGGUUAAAAAAUAUAGAUACCUUUAAAUUCUCAAUUUUCUAAGAACAGAAAACCUGCAGAGCUCGGACAACAUGUACGUCAUGACUGUUUGUAGCAGCUGAUGUUUGAAAAUCCCUCUAAAUGUGAUCAAACUACAUUACUAUAUGACAUUAUAGUAAACUAUGCAGCGAUUGGUAUUUCAGACGUGGUCUCAGCAUUUUCCACUGAUGUCUGAAAUAUGUGCAGUAACUUGGAAAGAUGUGAAUGUGAAAACUUCAUCUGUUGCUUUAUUUAGUGUCAAAUCAAUAUUAAAAAGGUUACCUCACAUAUGAUGAAUAAACAUAGUAUAAGUUAGAUUUCAUUAUCAGCUGUUACAAAGUUUCAUAAAACACAAGAUGAGAAUGUUCCAGAUAAAAUCAGCAUCACUAAACAGUCAACCUUUGACUUUAUUAAUAUUUGCUUUUUAUUAUUUUUUCAGCUACUUGAACAGAUACAGACAGAAGUACAAAAACGUUGGGUGUCACUGUUACGGGUAAACAGCUCAGUCAGUAUUAGAUUAGAUUUAGUGAACAUGUUUGAAACUCUACGACCAACUCAGCGCUGUUUCACCUGUUGUGAAGGUGCGUCAAUCUGCAGCAGAUUUCACAGUGAUGGUCAGUGACUGUUCAGCUGAUGAACAGCUCAGCUGCUGUUGGAUGAAAACUUCACUACAGGGGUUAAAACAUACGACUUUGUUUUCAAAGUGAUCCCAUCGUUUGGUUGUGAAUGGAUGUUUAAAACAUCCAGAUCUACAGUUUUACAACAGCUUGUCUACAGUGUGAAUGUGUUUAAAUUGUUGUAAAUGACUAAUGAGACUCUCACACUAUGAUUCAGUUAAUACAUUCUACUUUAAUAAUAAAAGACCCUUCUCCCUUC
This is a messenger RNA of Lates calcarifer (barramundi perch), 6872 nucleotides long. Its product is annotated as DDB1- and CUL4-associated factor 1-like. Gene Ontology annotation, biological process: protein ubiquitination. Lineage: Eukaryota; Metazoa; Chordata; Actinopteri; Centropomidae. The record is from RefSeq and is a predicted model, not a curated record. Gene Ontology annotation, cellular component: nucleus; Cul4-RING E3 ubiquitin ligase complex. Gene Ontology annotation, molecular function: nuclear estrogen receptor binding; histone H2AT120 kinase activity.